Messenger RNA from Paramuricea clavata, 1326 nucleotides. The record is from the annotation of a GenBank genome assembly. NCBI's taxonomy places the organism in Eukaryota, Metazoa, Cnidaria, Anthozoa, Malacalcyonacea, Plexauridae.
AUGUUCCAUGCUGGUUUACCUCAACGUUUCUGGGCUGAAGCAGUCAACACAGCUACUUACCUUCACAACAGAAGUCCAAUAAGCUCACUACCUGACAAGACACCAUAUGAAUGCUGGUAUGGUACAAAACCUAAUGUAUCUAACUUAAAGGUAUUUGGAUCAAUCUGUUUUGUGCUUAUCCCGGACAGUUUAAGACGAAAACUAGACCCCAAAUCUCAAAAAGGAAUUUUCGUUGGAUAUCCACUCCAAACGAAAGGCUACAAGGUCUAUGUCAUAGAAUCGAAGCGAUUUGUCAGAAGUAAAGAUGUGUUGUUCCACGAAGAUAAAUUUCGUGACUUUCAAUUACCAGUAUCUUAUCAUCAGUUUGAAGAUGUUGAUGACCAUAUUGAUCGUGAGGAUGAGGAUGAAAUGCACAACGAUGUCAGAAAUGAACCUCUUGAGCCUGCAAUUCCAGUUGAAAUAGAGAAUCAAGAGCAUACACCACCAGUGGGAGUUACCCAACCUGGAACUACAUAUGAAGAAAAUUUUAUGAGGCAAGUUGCAAGUAUCGGCCCGAAAAGACAAACUAAACCUCCUGAAAGACUUUUACAUGAUGAAUGCAAUGUUGCCACAUCAUUGAAAGCUGAUCGUGAUGAACCAAAGUAUGUAACUGAUGCCCUGAAUGGUACGAAGUCUGCGAAAUGGAAACAAGCCUUAGAAGCGGAGUACAAUUCUUUGGUGAAGUGCGAGACAUGGGAUUUGGUCCCUCCUCCUGAUGAUGCGUGUAUUGUCGGAUCGAAGUGGGUCUUUAAAGUUAAACGUAAAGCAAAUGGAGAAGUUGACCGGUAUAAAGCCCGCUUGGUUGCACAGGGAUAUUCCCAAACAUACGGCGUAGAUUACGAAGAAGUAUUUGCACCGGUAGCUCGUUAUUCCAGCAUCAGAACAUUGUUAGCCCUCGCUAAUGCCCAUGAUUUGGAAAUCCACCAAAUGGAUGUAACCACUGCAUUCUUGAACGGUUCACUUGAACACGACAUAUACAUGGAACAACCCGAAGGUUUUGUCGAUCCAAAUUGCCCUGAUCAUGUCUGUAAACUUAAACGAAGCAUUUAUGGUCUGAAACAAUCGGCCAGAUGUUGGAAUCAAACUCUUGACAAUUUCUUAAUCAAGAAUGGCUAUCGCAAAAGUAACGCUGACAGUUGUCUGUAUGUGAAAUCUGUGAAACAAGAUAAUGGUCGUAUCAGUUUUGUGAUUCUCGCAGUAUAUGUGGAUGACAUAAUCCCAGUCUCCAAUGAUCUGGAAAUGCUCAAUGCAGAAAAAGUUAUUACGAAACGAAUUCCAAAUGGUUGA